Procambarus clarkii (red swamp crayfish) is the source of this 5128-nucleotide messenger RNA. The record is from RefSeq and is a predicted model, not a curated record. NCBI's taxonomy places the organism in Eukaryota, Metazoa, Arthropoda, Malacostraca, Decapoda, Cambaridae.
CCACCUAUAGCGGGGUGCCUGAUGUAUGGGAAUGGUGUGUAAAGCCGGCAGUGUGAAUGACUGAUCAGCAUAUUGAUAGGACAAGAUGCACGGGCAUAUAUCAAGAGAUGAUGACUCUGGGUCUGACUGGGACAGUAUUUCUGAAAUGGCUCCACCACCACCGAAGAAACAAGAGAGCCAAAUUUCUGCUCGAGGACAAUCUCAAGAUCAGUUGGCAGCUGUACCUCGUAAACUAAAAUCAUUGACGCAUGUUGAUCCACAUCUUGGGAGUAAGCAGGCCAGUGAAAAUCCCCCAUUUAGUUUCAGGUCUGAGAUUAAGAGUCCUGUCAGAGUUUUGUCUGAGCACACUGCCAAGCCAGGUAAACAAAAGAAAGGAAAGUUGUAUGACCCUCGUCCACCAUCUCAAAGGCGUGUAAGCUUUGUUGAAGAGGACUCCUUUGACCAAGACAAACCAUCAGCAAAUGGAGGCAUGAUUGGCACUGACAGUGAUAUUGAAGAUCCGCUGUAUUCUACUGUUAAACCGAAAGAGGCUAACAAUCCAGACCAUAUUGAACCUCCAGUUGAGAAGGGAAAUGAAGAUGAAAUUAUUCAUGAAUCCAAGAGAAAGAAAUCUCUAAUUUUUUCUAAAUCUUUGCAUAAGAAGCUACAAGGAAUAGACAAUAAGGGCUUUAUAGAGGACAAUGAAGCUGCAGAUAAAAAAUCCACAAAUUCUAGUCCAGUUUAUGCUAAACCUCAUACUUUAGGUAACCAACGCCUUCCACCCAAAUUACCACAGGAUCGUAAUAGGUGUCAACAAGGGCUGAAGCACGAUACAUGCCAUACAAUGCCAAAUCCUGAAAACAGCUUAUUGGUUAAUCAAGAAUGGUCGCCACCUCUUAUACUGACGGCGGGAGAAACAUCUCUGGAGUCGGCUGGGAAGAAGUCGGUGGAGGCCGUCAAUAGGGCCAUGGGGGAAGCCUUUGCUCUUAUAACCUUCCCUUUCACCUGCUUUACUUUGUUUCUUCAUCAUUUAAUACGGUUCUUUCUUCAGGGGGUGUUACGCCCUCUUUUGGUAGAGCCCUUGACGUUGAUAGUGGAGUAUUUGUUGCAUCCUAUCAUGAGUGGUGUGUUGAGGCCGCUCCUCAUCACUGUGCAUGGUGUUUCCCUAUACUUCAGUGACAUCAUAGUGGUGUGUCUGAGACCUUUGACUACUGUAUUGCAAUCUUUCAGGUUAGUCGAGAUUAAUCAGACGCGAAGGUACUCGCUGGAAGACGUUUAGAUUCUCCGUGGAUGAUACUUCUUUAUUUUGAGGUUUUAAGUGUUUGAAUUUUAUUUCACUUUAUUAAAAAAAAAAACAUUUAGCAUUGAAUGUAAUAAAAAACUUGUGUGUGGUGGGUUCCCUCAGGGGCUCCCCUGAAACAGGGAGCUAACCAAUGCUAACUGAGGAGAAACCUUCCAGGACAAUUGUCAGAAAUUUUGAAUGAUGCAUUUCAAACACUCUUGGGACCAAUUGUUUUAAUGAAAUAGCCUAAAUAAAGCUACAGAUUGCAUGGGAAGAAAACAAACCAUAAAGCCAUGUACUGUAUUUUAAUGAAAUGUGCCUUUGUCGGCUGUACACAAGAUUUGUGGUUUGGUUUACCAAAAAUGUUAUACAAAGGUACAAAAUUUGAGGUAGUCAUUAUUAUUUGCUAGUCAGUGCUUUCCUGUUAUUGUUUGCUAUUUAAAUCUUUUAUUUAAAUCAAAUAUAGUUUUCUAAUUCUGUAUUUUGAUCAUUUUUAUUUUGUGUUUUUUAUCUACAUGUAUAAUAAUACUGUAAUCAUAAACAUUUUAAUUUGCUUAUGUAUUUGCUAUGAUGUGUUUACACAUUUCCAGUAUAUGUUGACUAUUUCCUUCAAGUAUUAACACUUUUGUGUUCCAACGAUGCUGAAACACGUCAUCCGUACUCCUGCAGUAAACGUUCUAAUGAAGUUAAAAUGUGUCAUUCGAUUACUAUUCAUGAACAUUCGUAUAGUUAUUGUCGUCAUGAAUAAUCUGUUAUAAAUACAGUACAUUUUUUUUUUUAUCUAUUCCCUAGGUAAUAGUAAAAAAAAAUUUGCAUCACCGAGCAGCCUGUGAGAGGCCUAGGGAGCCCGGAUCAUUUACAGUGGCGAGUGCGUGAAGACGCCAGAAUGUGAAAGCGUUAAUAUGAAUAAUGUGAAGUUGGAUUAAGCAUAAUAAACUUAGCCAGUGUUAUAUAAGUUAGCAUUAACACUAGCAAGGUGUGUGUAAUGUUCUUCCAUAUUGCUAGUGCUUCAUCAUUAUUCACUGCUUGAAGUAAUCUGGUUGACAAAGGGUGACUUCUCGUUCAUUCUUUCACAUCUUGCAUAUUAUUUUAAAAUACUUUGUUAGUCUCUCACCUGUUCGUUGUACAGCACUUUACUAUUGUAUUCAUCAUAAGUCACAUUGCUCUCCUCCCCUUCUUGCAAUCAACCAAAGAGUUUCUAGAUCUAGACUUUCUCUACAAUUUCUAGUUUUGGAAUUGGGUGGUUAUAAAUAGGAGCUGCCUCGUAUGGGCCAAUAGGCCUUCUGCACUUACCUCUAUUCUUAUGUUCUUAGAUCUUAGGCUUCCACACCACCCCUUCUCCAGUCAACCAAAGAGUUUAUGUAAGCAAUGCUACAACUAACUUAUCCAGCCAAAGAUAAUUUGUAUCUUAUGAUUAUUCCAUUCUCUUUUUUUUUUUCCCCCUCGCCAAGCAAUUACGGAAUUUUAGUCCUAGACUUGCCAUGCCGAUGAAAUUCUGGCUUCUCAGACUUUAGUUUAAGGAGCUUUCUGGAUCUGGUCCUGUAAGUAUUGCAGAUUGUUAUAUAACUUAAUUGACACUUCACACAUGUUGAAAGUCUCUAAUUUAAUAUUCUGUGUGUGGAGAUAUAUGCAAUUUAAAAAAUAUAUUUAUAGCUUUCAUUUUUUCAGACUAAACCCAAUACUGUUCUGUAUAUAUAUUACUUUUUUUCUAUAAAGUAAAAUGAUUUUCAGGUUUAUUAAUAUUUGAAAUGUUGAUAUAAUACUCUGCAAUUUAUAAGGUAUAUAUCCUAGGUAUACUGUACAUGUAUGGUCAAACUAAUUAUAUUCUGGCAUUUACUACACAAUUGUAUACCUCAGAUGCAUAAGUUCUUGCAGGAUACAACACUAAUGUGCCCCUUGAGUACAAGAGUGUUGAUAAGGUAUGCACAGAUCAAGUACGAGGUACUUGUAAGGCAUAAUACUAAUGUACAUGUUAGAUACAUUAAUAAUUCAUUGAAUACUUUUAGGGCAGGAGCCAGUGUAGAUGGUUCACUACCGACUUAUCCUGGAUUAGUUUCCUGGGGAGGGGAAGACAUUGGGGCACAUGUCCUUACACCUAAUGCCUCUAUUCACCUAGCAGUAAAUGGAUUCCAGGGUGGUGGUAAAGAGUUGUGGGUUGCAUCCUGAGGAAUGGCCAGUCAUGGGCUAGGGUGACCACGAUAAGCUUUACAGGCUUACUGCCUCGGGGAAUGGGAAACCAUUUUGUUGGAUGCUGAUACCAUUGCAGCAAUUGUUGAGGUGGGGGACACUGUCCACCACAGUUGACACCAUGAUAUUCAUUCACACUUGUAUCGACAACUUCUUUAGUGAUCACUAUUAGUUUUAUUUCAUAUUUCACUAUCAUAUCAAACAUGCUUAGCAUAAUCACCUAACUUGUGUCAACUAGUCAUUCAUGAUAGCUGGUUCCACCACUAAUCAAACUUCAAACAAGGUCAGAUAAACUCUAUGGCGAGUGUUGUGUUUAUAAUAUUGAGUUUCACAUUAUAUUUGCACUAUUCUAAACCUCAUCAUUUGGAGAUCACACUGAAGGUACAGUACUUGCAAAGGGCUGUAACAUCUGCCUCUUCACGAGGGAAAGUGUAUUGAACAUGUAGCAGACUUGAGGAAUUGUCCAACUGAAAAGGUGCAUUAAGCUUGCACCCAAAGCACUGUUAGCUUUUAUACAUGUUCUGCUACCUAAAUAGAAUUGUUUCACACAUUUUACCGACACUUGGACGACGACAACAACAACAUACAUGUAAUCACUCUCCAAAGUGGUUCUCUAUUAAAUUUGCCAUAUUUUCCUCUCACAUUGUUUGCCUUGUAUUUUAUAAUAAUAAUAGAAAAAGUACAUACAUAGAUGUAGUUACAAACAUUCUGAUUGAUUUAUAGAUAGAGCUAGUACACACAAUACCUAAAGCCACUAGUAUGCAUAGCGUUUCGGGCAAGUUUCGUUUAUAUUUUUGCUCUCAUAUUGGCAUCUCGAGUGAUAUUUGAGACCUUUUGAGCAUCCCAUGACAUAGACAGUGCUAAAAUAGCUUUCCUGGCAUGGUACCUUCUUUUGGUAAUUACUUACUUAAAUUUGCCAUAUGCUUUUUCAAAGUCCAUAAAUACCACAGACACACAUUACACUCUUUCUCAGGAACCUUCUCUAAAGUCAUCUCAGUGUAAACUUCUGAUUGCACAUCUGUUUUCAGAGUAAGAAAUUAUACUGUACCUGUAGAUGUUUAUUUUUAAAUACACAUCUUUUUAAUAUCCAGUGCUAACUCCAAGCUGUUAUUACUCAGUCUUUGCUCUGUAUUAAUCUCUAAUUACCCAGUAAAUAUUUAACAUUUUGGACCUAAACACCAUGUAAUCAUUGAAUAGUGUAUAUAGUCUAGUAGUGUAUUACUUCAAUAUAAUUAAAAUAAAAAUAACUUUUUUCUCUUGACCUAAUUAAGUUUCUCACCUACCAGCCAAUUAUUUAUAAUUAGCUAUUAUAGAUACAAUAAUUUAUACUUUUAUAUUCUCAUAUAAUAAUUAUUAAUAUUUAUAUGUUUAGUACAAUAUUUACAAAACCUACUUUAUGUAUGAAUCCAAAUAAUGUGACUUAAAGGGCUAUGUUUUAAGCGACCUUUGCCCAAGCUGCUGUGUAUAAUAUGGGCUUUGCAUAAUUAUAACUAAUGUACAUUAAUUCUUGCAUUAUUGUUAAUCUGUUAUUUUGCAGAUUGGACUCUUCUAUGCAUUAACAAUGAUAAAUUAAUUUUUUAUAAAGAUCUGGUUGUAAGGUCAGAAUUAAACCAUUACCAAAGAUGUUUUGAAUCCCAGAUUAGUAUAAUAUUUAUAUCUAAAUGAUUUAUCUCAAUUGUU